This is a messenger RNA of Colletotrichum godetiae, 1102 nucleotides long. RefSeq lists its product as uncharacterized. Bases 122 to 808 code for a protein of 228 amino acids. The transcript has a single exon. The record is from RefSeq and is a predicted model, not a curated record. Lineage: Eukaryota; Fungi; Ascomycota; Sordariomycetes; Glomerellales; Glomerellaceae.
CCGCAACCUGAGGUAAGCUGAAAAGGCGGCGUACCUAAUAAGCUUUCUAACACGUGCUUUGCAGAUCUAUGGUCUUCGCCAGCUUCGUCGACGUGAGGUGUCAAGAACCAACCUUGCAUCAAUGUACACUGCUAGCUCGCCAGACACAUCGUACCCAGAGCCGAGCGCCGUCGAAUCACCCAACGCCGGCUAUCUUCGACCGACGUACCGAUCGGACAGUCCCAGCACUAUCCGCCUGGACUCUUCGACUACCUCUAGUCGAUACUUCCGGCCGCCGCGGUCCAGCGCGUCCAUCUCGUCGGUUGAGAACCCGCGUAGUUUCGGCUCCUCCUUGUACACUUCUUCUACGCCUUCCAGAACGACAUCGACAUCAACCACGUUGGUAGACAAGCGUUCUGUCCAGCGAUCCGAGUCAAUUAUGUCCCCUAGCCGGCUAUCCGAGUCGACCGAGGAGGAAUCCAGUUCGACAUCCCAGAGGUCACCUACUAGACCCAGUGAUGGGCCCCUCGGGCCGCGGUGGAACGACUAUUCCUUCCGUGAGGCAGAUCUCUACUACAACGUACCUCGCCCGCCGCCAGUAGAAAGAGCAUCAGAAGAACUGCCCAGACCACCAGCUCCACGACCCUCCUUCCGGUCUUCAUCCGGACUAUGGGCGAGAGUCACUGGUCAAUCCGGGACGAGUGAGCAGGGGUUCCAGGUCGUCCGACCUCGACCGGCCUCGGAGCAAGGCUUCGUGGUUGUUCGACCCAACAGGCCGAGUAACCUCGGCAACGGUGCUCCGGGGAGUGCGUCCAGGGCGCCACAGUGAUUUGUUAUGCCUGGUAUCAUUUUGACCAAAGACAUUUUCCGUGGAUCUUGACCGUUGAAUUUUGCGAAUUCAUUUCACAACAUUGUAUGUAUAAAAGUUAAAAGCAUAAUGCGGCGUUGGAGGAUAUUACUUGGCAGGUUACUUAUGGCAUUCGGCCAAUUGCCUAGGCAAAUGACAUCAAAAUUAUGAUUUGGUAUAACUUGGAACGAUUUUGGAUCACAAGAGUGGAAGGAUAGAGAAAGGAAAUAUCUAUUCCACGCUUUCUUAUAAUAUUCAUUCCAUUUCAACCUCGAA